AUGACAGACGAAAAGGAGGCCGUCACGGCCCCCCCCUCGUCCACCAUGGGCCUCGAAACGCCCUCGUCCGAGAAAGAAACGGCCGUCAACACCUCCGACGAAGAAUCCGCCCAGCCAUCCACGCCCACCUCUCCGCCCUCAGAACCCGUCCGCUCCAUCACCGGCCUGCGCUGGCUGCUCGUCUGCUUCGCCCUCUACGUCGGCACCUUCAUCUACGGCCUGGACACGACCAUUGCCGCCGACGUGCAGGGCGCCGUCGUCGAGCGGUUCGGCCACGUCGAGCAGCUGGCCUGGAUCGGCACGGGCUUCCCGCUGGGCUCCAUCGCCGUCAUCACCUUCUGGGGCAAGCUGUACGGCACCUUCAACAUGAAAUGGAGCUUUGCCGUGGCCAUGGUGACGUUCCAGGUCGGGUCCGCGCUGUGCGGUGCCGCGCCCACCAUGACGGCGCUGAUUGUCGGGCGUGUCAUUGCGGGAGCCGGCGGCGCGGGCAUCUUCAUGGGCACGCUGCAGUACUUCACGGCGCUGUCGCUGCCCCGGGAGCGCGGCACGUACCUGUCCGGCACGGCCUUCUGGUGGGGAAUCGGCGCCGUGCUGGGCCCGCUGGUCGGCGGCGGCUUCACGGAGAGCAGCGCGACGUGGCGCUGGGCCUUUUACAUCAACCUGGUGCUGGGCGGCGUCUUUGCGCCCAUCUACAUCUUCGGCCUGCCCGACGUGCACCCCGUCACGGGCAAGAGCGUCGCCGAGCGCGUCAAGACGCUCGACUACCUGGGCCUGCUGCUGGGCGCCGCGGCGUGGGCCACCUUCACCAUGGGCUUCAGCAUGGCCGACGGCCAGUGGCCCUGGAACGACGGCCGCACCAUCGCCACGCUCGUCGUCUUCGGCGUCGUCACGGUGCUGUACCUGCUGCAGCAGACCUUCUGCUGGUUCACGACGCCCGAGACGCGCCUGACGCCGGUGCACCUGCUGCGCUCGCGCACGCAGAUCCUGCUGUCCCUCUCGACCGUCAGCUGCAUCGCCUCGCUGUACAUCCAGACCUACUACAUCCCCAUCUACUUCCAGUUCGUCCACGGCGACUCGGCCGUCAGCGCCGCCGUGCGCCUGCUGCCGCUGGUCAUCGUCACCGUCAGCUUCAACCUGCUCUCGGGCCACUUCCUGUCGCGCAUCCAGUACUACAUGCCCCUGUACGUCGUCUCCGGCGUCCUCGUGUCGCUCGGCUCGGCCCUGCUCACGGCCUACCUCGACCCGGACACGCCCAAGAGCUACAUCUACGGCUUCACCGUCCUGACCGGCGUGGGCACCGGCCUGACGAUCCAGAUGGGCUUCACCGUGUCCACGCUCGUGUGCGACCCCAAGGACCAGGGCAACGCCCUCUCCCUGCAGAACAUCUUCCAGGGCGGCGGCCAGGUCUUUUGGCUCGUCAUUGCUGGCCAGGUCUUCCACAGCACCGCCGUUAGGAACCUCACCGAGGUGCUCGCCGGCACAGACUUUUCGCAGGCCGACAUCGAGGCUGCCAUUGCCGGCGCUCAGAGCGUCAUCUUUGAGCAGAUCUCCGGCGAUCUCCGGACCCAGGCCAUUUUGGCAAUUACAAAAGCCAUGCAGCGCGUCUUUAUCUGUAUCUGCGCCGGAGGCGGUGGCAUGAUUGUUACCGCUCUUUUGAUGAAGCGCGAGAAGCUGUUUGGCGAGAUUAUCGUGCAUGCUGGCUAA
This is a messenger RNA of Trichoderma gamsii, 1704 nucleotides long. RefSeq lists its product as hypothetical. NCBI's taxonomy places the organism in Eukaryota, Fungi, Ascomycota, Sordariomycetes, Hypocreales, Hypocreaceae. The transcript has a single exon. Gene Ontology annotation, molecular function: transmembrane transporter activity. The record is from RefSeq and is a predicted model, not a curated record. Gene Ontology annotation, biological process: transmembrane transport. The coding region runs from base 1 to 1704 and encodes 567 amino acids.